Molecule: messenger RNA, 927 nt
Organism: Saccharomyces mikatae IFO 1815
Lineage: Eukaryota; Fungi; Ascomycota; Saccharomycetes; Saccharomycetales; Saccharomycetaceae
Exons: 1
Coding region: 1-927 (308 amino acids)
Biological process (GO): cellular response to glucose starvation; protein catabolic process in the vacuole
Source: RefSeq, a predicted model, not a curated record
AUGACUAGUUUAGAUGAUACAAUAAUUUCGUAUCAAAAUUUGAUGUUACUGGAUAACAUGACUAAUUACAAUAAGCCUGCCAUUGACUAUUUCCACCAUAAGUUUAAUGACGCAAGCCUGGAAAUGCCAGCUUCAUGGACACUGUUAUUGAAGAUGCGUAAACACAAGUUACUUCGAUUACCAAGUUGCUCGCUGGAGGAUUCGCUUGAUUAUAACAUGUACCUCGUUAGAUUACAUCAUUGCCUGUGGAGGCGUUGGUCUAUAAAUCACUAUGGCUUACAGAACUCCAAGUCUGACCCACUUUCCAUCAACUGGAACAAAGAAACCGAUGUAACGGUGUUGUAUGGCCCGGAUCUAACUAACAUAGAUAGUAUCGAAGAUAAAAUGUGGCCCAAACAGCACAAUGGUGACCAAAAACAGUCAAAAACUUUGAAGUCUGCAUUGAAAAAAAAUGCGGAGUCUUGGAUAGAUGAGGAGGUGGAUGAAAUUAGCAGCUCUAUAGACGACAAAGGUACUUUCCUAGAACUGGAAGACGUAUCAUACGCAUCUUCCGUUGAUUCGCACACAUCUUCCAUCUUUGACCAACACCCUACAUGCACUAAAAUUUCCUCAGUAGAUGAGGACACCGAGGACUUUGAACACGAGGAGAAAGUCCAGAUCCCUCGGAAACUGAAAUUCGAUCAAUCGGUGAUGAGGAGAGAGAUUGACUCGAAGGGUGUUAUUCGCGAAUCUCUUGUCAGCAUAAACGAUGUUUCUCACUCCCGUCACCAUCGUCGUCACCAUCGUCGUCAGCAUCACCACCACCACCACCAUCAGCAAGCCCCCCGUGCCGAUGAAAGAAUGAAAGAUGUGCAUUCUGAGUUUGACAGCUAUACAUUUGGCGCUAUCGAAGAUGACAUUUUUUAUAGGAAUCAGGUUGUUUUUUAG